This is a messenger RNA of Dinoponera quadriceps, 1884 nucleotides long. RefSeq lists its product as uncharacterized. The coding region runs from base 308 to 1237 and encodes 309 amino acids. The transcript is spliced from 5 exons. NCBI's taxonomy places the organism in Eukaryota, Metazoa, Arthropoda, Insecta, Hymenoptera, Formicidae. The record is from RefSeq and is a predicted model, not a curated record.
GCGUGUUCGCUCUCUCACGUUACUUUUUUUUUUUCCAUCUGGAAACGUAUUGUGUCUGUCAACCAUUUUGGUUAUCAGUGUUGUGUUCACCCGCUUUUAAUUACAGUCUGAAACAGUGGUGAAAGUAUAAUGAUGAAAAUAAUCCUGCAUUUAUCAUCAAAUACGAUACGUAAUAUUGUUUUACAUCAAGUUUUACGCCUAUGAAAGGUGUCUUGAUAAGAAAAUGAACCGAAUGAUAACUUGGUCCAAAUCCUAAGAGCUGCAGUUCUGUUACUAACUACAUUGUGUUAUACAACUACUUAGAAAGAUGGGUACUUCUCGACAGGAAGAUAGAUCUCUCAGUGGUGGUAUUUCAUUGCCACAAUGGAUGAAAGGAAAAAUGGAUAAAUUUGAUUUUGACGAUACUACUUUCCAAAGUCCACCAACUUAUGACGACAGUUUUUUUUACUUAAGAUAUCAAAAAUCACAGAGUUCCAAUUCAUCACAACAAGAAUUGAAACGUAUCUCUGAGGUUUUGAGUGAGAACAAUAUUACAGACUCUACAAAUCAGAAAGUUAAUUCUAAAACUAUUUCUGAUCUGAGUGAACCCAAGCACAUUGACUUUAGCAAACAUCCUUUACCAUGUCAUCCAUUUAUACCAGCUACAAAUAGUGCAGUUGGUGAUAUUCAAUCUGAAAAAAAAUAUUUAACAACAGGAAAUAUAAAACUCAAAUCACAGGGGACGGACGACGGUUUCCACGGUGAACCAGCUCUUUGCGGCAAAUCGAUUGUUCACGUUGCUAAUCAAAUGAUGUCUGGUAAAUUCGCUAAAUUAUUCACAUCAGAUUCACGUCAACAACAGACUGAAAGCUCUUUGAAGAAUGUCAGUAAGUCGUUACCAGCAUCACCACUGGCAACGCCAACGGGAACUCCAGAUAGUUCACCGAAAGCACGGAGGAAGAUUCACGCUAACCGAUAUUUUUCGGGUGCAUUUGUACCAGAUAAAGAGAAAUAUCAGGGUAGUUGGAUUUUAGCGAGCAUGUUGGGUCAAUCUAGAGAAAUCGUUACGGCAAAAAUAGAGGAAGAAGACGAAUUCUUUGUAGAACCAAAUAAACCACUUCAUCGGAAAAAAUCAAUAUCUUCGCAAAAUCUUACGUAUAUAGGAAAAGAAGAAAAGUCGGCAGAUAAAACGCCUGUUUAUGUAAAUAUGCCAUCUGAAUUAAGAGAGAUGAAUUGUUGGUCGCCAACUUCUAUGUGAAGUUUUAAAAUAGCUUCAGUUUUCAUUAUGUUCAGAAUUAUUAACCGAUACUUGGAGAUCUGUACUUAUCUAGAAGCAUAUUAAGUCGGGUUUAGACUGCACAUUGUCGACUGUAUUGUAAAUUGAGAUUUAAAUAUAAUAAUCAGGAUAAUAAGAAUCAAGAUUGGUUGAGUUUUAAUCUGUAAUUUUCAAUUCUUAAUUUGUUACAUGUAGACUUUUGUACAUGGUUGGUAUUUCUGCAAAAUAUAUCAAACAUAUAGUAUGCAAUAAAAGAAUAUGUUCUUGUAAAUAUAAGGAAACCUUACUAUAUCUAUAUAUACUAUUUAACUUAAAUCUAUUUCAAAUUGUAUAUCAAAGAGCACCAAACAACACCUAAAAUUUUAAAAAAGAUAAGUACAGCUCUAACCCAUACUUUCACCAAAGCACACAAUUCAAAUAGAUUUAGAUUGAUAAUUUCAUGUUACUCCAUAAUAUACUGCAAUGUAGGUUUAAUUAUAGUUUAUUAUAUUACAGUUUAUUAUAUAAAGCUAAUAUUUGUACAAAAUAUAUAAAUGUACGUUUUACUCGACAUUAGCAAGUUUAUGUUGAUCCAUAGGUAGGUUUGUUUUUCUCUGUACACAUUUGAAAUAUAAAUUAUAUAUGUGUUA